Messenger RNA from Periophthalmus magnuspinnatus, 945 nucleotides. It is a transcript of the gene bcas2, whose product is annotated as BCAS2 pre-mRNA processing factor. The record is from RefSeq and is a predicted model, not a curated record. Lineage: Eukaryota; Metazoa; Chordata; Actinopteri; Gobiiformes; Gobiidae. Bases 80 to 757 code for a protein of 225 amino acids. Gene Ontology annotation, biological process: mRNA processing. Gene Ontology annotation, cellular component: precatalytic spliceosome; catalytic step 2 spliceosome; Prp19 complex. The transcript has 7 exons.
CAUUGGCCAAGCGCGAAGAGGUAGAAGUGACAGCGUGAGGGAAAUCCACUCUUUAAAGAAGUGAUAUAAGUACACAGAAAUGGCCGGGACGGCGUCGGUGGCUGGGGAGGUGUUUGUGGAUGCUUUGCCGUAUUUUGACCAGGGUUACGACGCCGCGGGAGUCAGAGAAGCGGCUGCAGCACUUGUGGAAGAAGAAACCAGGAGAUACAGACCCACCAAGAACUACCUGAGCUACCUACCAACACCUGACUUCUCUGCAUUUGAGACAGAAAUUAUGAAGAAUGAAUUUGAGAGACUGGCAGCUCGACAACCCAUGGAGCUCCUGAGCAUGAAACGGUAUGAGUUGCCAGCGCCCUCUUCAGGUCAGAAGAAUGACAUUACAGCAUGGCAGGAGUGUGUGAACAAUUCCAUGGCUCAGCUGGAACAUCAGGCUGUUCGCAUUGAGAACCUGGAGAUUAUGUCACAGUAUGGGACAAAUGCCUGGAAAGUCUACAAUGAUAACCUGGCCUUUAUGAUUGAGAUUGCACAAAAGGAACUACAGAAAUUCAGGAAGCAAAUUCAAGAUCUCAAUUGGCAGAGGAAGAAUGACCAGUUGACCGGAGGAGCUAAACUACGAGAACUUGAAUCAAACUGGGUGUCUCUGGUCAGUAAAAACUAUGAGAUUGAGCGCGCCAUUGUCCACCUGGAGAAUGAAGUGGCUCAGCUCAAACAGCAGCAGGGAGAGGAGAACAAGGAGAACAUUCAACAGGACUUUUGACAAUGAACAGUUCUACAGACUGGAGAACACACCGCAUGGAGGCGAUUCAAGUGGGACGAAUGCCAUUCUGAGGCUGAAAAAAUGAGCGAAUAUUGGCUUAAUAGUUUGUGCUGGAAGUUACUGUAAAUAUUUUUAUAUCAAAGUUGUCCUUUUUAUACAACUUCAAUAAAGUUGACUUUGUGUUUCAU